AAGGUCGCUCCUCUCUCUCAAAUUUGCACUUUCUUCCUCGCUUAGAUGCACAUUUUCUCCGAGAAGUACGGGAAAGUGGGCACAUCGGCAUCUGAGGCUGCAUCCAGUGUGCAAAAUUUUAAAGGGGUGUCAUGCGGAACAUUCCAUUCUUUCACAUUUCUCUUGGAUUUGCAGGAGUCAGUCGAUUUGGCGCUACCUAUUCUGGAUGGAUUCAACCUACUUGGCAAAGAAGUCCACGUAGAAAAAGCCACAUUCCAAUUGAAGGGAGAAUUCGAUCCAAGCAAGAAAAGGAAGAAGCUCACAAAUGCGCAGAAGAAAAGAUACAUGGAAGACUAG
Molecule: messenger RNA, 336 nt
Organism: Cylicocyclus nassatus
Lineage: Eukaryota; Metazoa; Nematoda; Chromadorea; Rhabditida; Strongylidae
Source: the annotation of a GenBank genome assembly